AAAAAGUCCUUGCGAAGAAGCUGGCAACUUGGUUCUCCUUCAUCUCUGUUUCUUUCUCUUUCUCUCACCGAACCGAAGAGAGAGAAAAAAAAACCUUUUGGGUCAAAAACGACUUCGUUUUGGGGUUUUGUAUUGUAGAAGAAAAUGGAUCAAAUGUUCAGCAAGGUUGGAUCGUAUUGGUUCAACCAGAAAGCAAACAAAGAGCUUAAUUCCGUCGGUGAUGACAUCAAUUCAAUAUCAAACAGUAUCGAAGGAGGAACCAAAUGGCUAGUCAACAAAAUAAAAGGAAAAAUGCAGAAGCCAUUACCAGAGUUGCUAAAGGAGUAUGAUCUACCAAUAGGAAUCUUUCCUCGUGACGCAACAAACUACGAAUUCAACGAAGAGACGGGAAAGCUUGUGGUCUUUGUUCCUCAGGUAUGUGAAGUAGGCUACAAGGAUUCAUCUGUCUUGCGUUUCUUCACCUCCGUGACCGGUUAUUUGGAGAAAGGAAAGCUAGCAGACAUAGAUGGAAUGAAGACAAAAGUUAUUAUCUGGGUAAAAGUGACAACCAUUUUAUCCGAAGGCUCGAAGCUCUAUGUGACAGCUGGCAUGAAGAAAACAAGGAGUAGGGAAGCAUAUGAUGUUACAAGAGAUGGUGUAUCUGUAGAAAAGUUCUAAAACUUCCACAUAAUAUUAUUAGUCUGACACAAUCUGUAAAAGCCUCUGUUGUUGUUUGUAAGUAGUAAAUAUAUAUAUUUCAGAUACCGGCAUUUGAAUCUUCUUUGUGAUUUGUCAUUUGAGAAAUGUGAAAAGUCUGUUUGAUACUUGCAAAUGAUUAUGAAUUUAUGAUCAAGUAA
This is a messenger RNA of Vicia villosa (hairy vetch), 836 nucleotides long. RefSeq lists its product as uncharacterized. The record is from RefSeq and is a predicted model, not a curated record. Lineage: Eukaryota; Viridiplantae; Streptophyta; Magnoliopsida; Fabales; Fabaceae. Bases 145 to 657 code for a protein of 170 amino acids. The transcript is spliced from 3 exons.